AUGGAAGGCACUCAUUUCGCCGAGCGAUUAACGCCCAUUUUUGCCAGAAUAAACUCGCUGGUCUCCUACCUGCAGAGUUUUGAGGUUAAACGGAAGGUCUAUGUCAACCCACUGGGAAGUUUGAACGACAAGUUUUUCCGCGGCAGCAUUCUGUUCCAAUGCAUAUUCGACAGCAAGCGUCGAGAAGUCUUCGCAGCGGGCGGCCGCUAUGACUCUUUGGUUCAAGACUUUCGCCCGUCUGUUCUAGCAAGCCGCUCGCAGACGCACGCUGUAGGAUUCAAUUUGAGCUGGGAUGUGCUUAGCUCUAUUAUGGUUGAGUACGUUAAGACUCCUAUGCGAACCUCGUCGAAGUACGUUGAAGCCGAAAUGGGAGCUUUCUGGAAGACAAGAAGGUGUGAUGUUCUCGUCGCUAGCUUUGACCCUACAGUCCUUCGUGAAACGGGUGUCAAGUUGACCCAGGAUCUAUGGGCCAAUGACAUCAGUGCAGAAUUGGCAGUAGAUGCAUCAUCUCUUGAAGAACUUCUUGUCAAGUACAAAGAGCAUAAUCAUAGCUGGAUUGUGAUCGCAAAGCAAGACAGCAAGGAGCGAGGGUUCAAAGUCAGAUGUCUUGUUCCCAAGGAAGAGUUCGAUAUACGGAACACCGAGCUUAUCCCCUGGCUGCGGAACGAGAUACGCGCUCGCAAUACACGUGAGGGGACGACGGACAACUCCCGAUAUGCUCGUCUUAGCCAGUCGGAAGCCAACGCGGCCGUUAGCGAGCGAGCCAAUGAUGUGCGCAUCCUUGUCCCCCAGCAUAGGAGCAAGAAGACAAACAGGAGGAACAUCGUUGAGUCAGGUAGGUUGAACCCAGAAAUUGUACCAUCUAGACUAACAAAAACAGCCUUGUUGCGCUCUAGAGAGGUAGUUGAAAAAGCAUUGGAAGGCCCAAUUGCCGCAAUAGACACUCGCGACGACUUGCUCGACGCAAUUAGGGAUACCCGUCUCUCAGACCCCGACAGUUGGCGCGCCGUCAUUCAGAACGCGCCUCUCACAGAGCGAAAGUAUCUUGGCCAAGUGCAGGACUUGCUCCUGGACCUUGCGAGCGAGAGCCGAGCGGACGGCGCAGAAACUUCCAGCAACGCUUUCAUCUACAACUUCCGGACAGGGUCAUGUAUCAACUAUGACCUGAAAACUGGGAAUGACCGGUAA
Messenger RNA from Aspergillus calidoustus, 1188 nucleotides. NCBI's taxonomy places the organism in Eukaryota, Fungi, Ascomycota, Eurotiomycetes, Eurotiales, Aspergillaceae. The record is from the annotation of a GenBank genome assembly.